Messenger RNA from Crotalus tigris (Tiger rattlesnake), 9660 nucleotides. RefSeq names its product ARFGEF family member 3 (gene ARFGEF3). Lineage: Eukaryota; Metazoa; Chordata; Lepidosauria; Squamata; Viperidae. Gene Ontology annotation, molecular function: guanyl-nucleotide exchange factor activity. The transcript is spliced from 34 exons. The record is from RefSeq and is a predicted model, not a curated record. Bases 1 to 6534 code for a protein of 2177 amino acids. Gene Ontology annotation, biological process: regulation of ARF protein signal transduction.
AUGGAAGAAAUCCUGAGGAAGCUGCAGAAGGAAGCGUCGGGGAGCAAAUACAAGGCGAUCAAGGAGAGUUGCACCUGGGCCAGCGAAACAUUAGAAUCUUUAGAUGCUACUACCAAGAUCCCUCCUUAUCAGUUAAGGGAGAAGUGCCUCCUUCCGCUGCAACUUGCUUUGGAGAGCAAGAAUAUGAAACUGGCACAGCAAGCUCUAGCAGGGAUGCAGAAGCUGCUGUCUGAUGAGCGAUUUGUAUCCAUGGAAACUGACUCUGAUGACAAGCAGUUGCUUAAUCAAAUGCUGAAUGCAGUUAGAGUGACUCCAUCUCUCAAUGAAGACCUGCAGGUAGAAGUGAUGAAGGUACUGCUCUGCAUAACAUACACUCCAACAUUUGUGUUGAACGGAAGUUCAGUACUUAAGAUUGCUGAAGUUUGUAUUGAAACUUAUAUUUCCAGUUAUCACCAGCGGAGUAUUAAUACAGCUGUACGGGCAACCCUCAGCCAGAUGUUGAGUGAUUUGAUUUUACAAUUACGACAAAAGCAAGAAAAUACAAUGACUGAAAGCCAAGGAAUUCUUCAAGAUUUCAAGAAUUCAGAUUCCACCACUGAGUCAUUCUGUGAUGAUGUUGUCUCUGUCUUCAUGGUCCUCUGUGAAAAACUUCAGACAGCCAUCAGUGAGAAUCAGCAGUUGCAGCUUCUCUACCUGGAAUGCAUUCUUUCUAUGCUGAAUAGCUUCUCUGCUAGCAUGCAUCACCAUAAAGGAUUUACUGACCUCAUCUGGAAGCAGCUGUGUCCAGCCCUGAUAGUCAUCUUGGGCAAUCCGGUUCAUGACAAAACUAUCACAUCUGCUCACAGCCAUACUGGUCAUGAAGUCGAUUCUCCUUCUUCCGGAGUCUCUGACCACGGACGAGGCUCCGGCUGCUCUACAACUGCCCCUGCCCUUAGUAGUCCUGUUGCACGGACUAUCUAUUACAUUGCAGCAGAGCUGGUUCGGUUAGUGGGCUCACUAGAGUCUAUGAAGCCUGUUCUACAAUCUCUCUACCAUCGGAUGCUUCUGUAUCCCCCACCCCAACACAGAGUAGAAGCUAUCAAGAUCAUGAAAGAGAUACUUGGAAGCCCCCAGCGGCUUUGUGAUUUAGCAGGUCCCUGCUCCACAGAACCAGAAUCAAGAAAAAGAUCCAUUUCAAAAAGAAAGUACCACCUGGACCUCCUUAAACUAAUCUUGGAUGGUAUGACUGAAGCCUGCGUAAAAGGUGGUAUUGAAGCCUGUUAUGCCUCGGUGUCCUGUGUCUGUGCCUUGCUUGGGACUCUGGAUGAGCUAAGUCAAGGAAAGGGUCUUGAUCAGGAGCAAGUCCAUCUGCUUCUCCGACGGUUAGGCGAGUUAAAAGAGGGGGCCGAGACCAGCAGAGAUUCCAUGGAGAUCAACGAUGCUGAUUUUAGGUGGCAAAGACGUAUCCUAUCAUUGGAACAUGCCCCCUGGGAGGCAGGCCACGAAAAGAGUCCUGACAUUAGUAUUAGUGUUACCACAGAUACUGGUCAGACCACCCUUGAAGGAGAUAUGGGACAGACGACACCAGAUGAUCAUUCUGAAAUUCGUAAGAAUUCUUUGCAAUCCCCAGCUGGACCAGUAGGCAAAGAAAUUCAUUAUAAAGAGCCAGAAUCAGAAACAGUUGACCAGCCGGAUGUAGUUCAACGGAGCCAUAACGUUGUCUAUCCAGAUAUAACUAAUUUCCUUUCUGUUGAUUGCAAGGCCCGUUCGUGUGGAUCUAGAUACAGCGAGAGUAAUUUCAGUGUUGAAGACCAGGAUCUUUCCAGAACUGAAUUUGAUUCAUGUGACCAAUAUUCUAUGGCAGCAGAAAAGGAUUCUGGAAGAUCAGAUGUGUCAGAUAUAGGUUCAGAUAACUGUUCUUUAGCUGAUGAAGAACAGACGCCACGAGAUUGUCCCGGUCACAAGUCUUUACGAACUGCUGCCCUUUCCUUGAAGCUACUUAGAAACCAGGAAGCGGAUCAGCAGAGUGCCAGACUGUUUAUUCAGGCUCUUGAAACUCUCCUUCCUCAUCUUAUAGCACUUUCUACAGUAGAAGAGGUGGAUUUGGCUCUCCAGAAGUUUUCUUCAACUUUUUGUUCAGGUAUGAUGCAUUCUCCAGGAAUUGAAGGGAAUGCCAGCUUUAACUUCCAAAACCUGAUGAACGCAGAUAGCCUCUAUGCAAUCUCUCACUACACACUCCUGCUCAACCUGAAGAUGUCAAAUGCAGAAUACUAUCGGAAGAAACCAGCUCAGUCCCCUGUAUUACUGAAGGAAUUCAUGAAACAGGUCCAAUCCAGUGGAGUAUUGAUGGUAUUUUCUCAGGCCUGGGUUGAAGAACUUUACCAUCAAGUAUUGGAGAGAAAUCUUCUUGGGGAAGCUGGUUAUUGGGGAAAUCCCGAAGAGCAUAGCCUUCCACUCAUCACCAUGCUGACAGACAUCGACGGCUUGGGAAGCAGUGCAAUAGGCGGGCAACUGAUGGCUUCGGCUUCCAAACAAUCUCCUCUAUCCCAGACUUGGAAACCAGACGAUGCGUUGAUGGCAGGCGUUGCUUUUGCACGACACCUUCUAAUUGGUUGCUGGAAGAAUUUGAUUGAUACCUUAUCAACACCUCUGACUGGCCGCAUGGCAGGGAGCUCCAAAGGAUUAGCAUUCAUUCUUGGGGCUGAAGGCAUCAAGGAGCAGAAUCAAAAGGAGAAAGAUGCCAUCUGCAUGAGUCUAGAUGGACUAAGGAAAGCAGCUCGGCUCAGUUGUGCUUUAGGUGUUGCCGCUAAUUGUGCAUCGGCCCUUGCUCAGAUGGCAGCUGCCUCGUGUGUUCAAGAGGAGAAAGAAGAGAGAGAUGCACAAGAGCCCAGUGAUGCCAUCGCUCAAGUAAAACAGAAAGUGGAACAAAAACUGGAGCAGAUGGGGAAGGCGCAUGGUGUCUGCCUCCACACCGCUCAUGUUUUAUGCAUGGAUGCUGUUCUUGCUGUGGGAUUGGAGAUGGGAAGCCACAAUCCAGACUGUUGGCCUCAUGUAUUCAGAGUAUGGGAAUACAUCAGCACUCUGGAACAUGUCCAUUUCAGUGAUGGCACUUCUCAGCCACCUGUAACUAUCACCCAAGCCCAACAGGGGGCAGUGGCCCUUCAAGGUGAAGUUCAGGCUACAGACUCUCCCCAGGAACUGAUUCUAGAGCAAGAGGCAGCCCUGAGGAACAAUCCUGUCAUCCAACCAGUAUCCAUUCAAGAUCUUAUCAAAGAAGGCAGUAAGGGAAGAGCUUUUGAUUUUCGUGGAGGCAGCUUAAUGACUGGGAGCAGUGCUGCCAAGGCUAUUCUCACCCUCUCUAAUCAAGCUGACAGGCUUUUUGAAGAUGCUGUUGACAAACUGAAUCUGAUGGCUUUGGGAGGUUUCCUGUACCAGCUAAAAAAGGCCUCCCAGUCCCAACUCUUCCAGUCAGUUACAGACACACUCGAUUACUCUUUGGCCAUGCCAGGAGAAAUAAAAUCCACUCAAGAAAGAAGAAGUGCCCUUCACUUGUUCCGUCUAGGAGGAGCCAUGCUCCGAAUUGUGAGGAGUAGAAGCCGGCCUUUGCUCCAUCUUAUGCGCUGUUGGCACCUAGUGGCUCCUCACUUAGUGGAAGCUGCCUGCCAUAAAGAAACGCAUGUUUCUCGGAAGGCUGUUUCUUUUAUCCAUGACAUCCUAACAGAGGUUCUGACAGUCUGGAAUGAACCACCUCAUUUUCACUUCAACGAGGCACUUUUCCGUCCCUUUGAGCGCAUCAUGCAGCUUGAACUUUGUGAUGAGGACAUUCAGGACCAGGUAGUCACCUCUAUAGGAGAGCUGGUGGAAGUUUGCUCAACUCGAAUUCAGUCAGGCUGGAGACCAUUAUUCAGUGCUUUAGAAACCGUACGCAGCAGCAGCAGCAAGUCAGAAGUUAAAGAGUAUCUCGUUGGAGAAUAUUUGAUGGGAAAAUGUCAGGCUCCAGUGUUUGAUGUCUUCGAAGCUUUCCUAAAUACCGACAACAUCCAAGUCUUUGCAAAUGCAGCCACCAGUUACAUCAUAUGUCUUAUGAAGUUUGUCAAAGGAUUGGGGGAAGCAGACUGCAAGGAUAUUGGUGACUGUACAUCGGGAUACCCAUCUACAGAUUUGUGCCUUCCUGCUCUUGAUUAUCUCAGGAAGUGUUCCCAGCUACUUGCCAAAAUCUACAAAAUGCCCUUGAAACCUAUUUUUCUCAGUGGGAAAUUUGCUAACUUACCCCAAAGGAUCCAGGAACAAUCUGCGAGCAGCGAGGAUGGCGUUGAAUGUGUCCUUUCUGAGUUUGACGAUGACACAGGCCUUAUUAACGUCUGGAUCAUUCUGCUAGAAGAGCUAACAACUGCCAUAUCUAAUUGUCCCCGACAACACCAGCCUCCUACUCUGGAUUUGCUCUUUGAACUGCUAAGAGAUGUUACCAAAACACCAGGCCCAGGAUUUGGUAUUUAUGCAGUUGUACACCUCCUGCUCCCUACAAUGUCUCUUUGGCUUCAUCGCAGCCACAGUGAUCAUUCUUACUGGGAUGGGGCAUCCGCUAAUUUCAAACAUGCCAUUGGCCUUUCCUGCGAAUUAGUGGUGGAGCACAUUCAAAGUUUCAUACAUUCAGAUGUUGGCUAUGAAAAUAUGAUCAACACAAUGCUCAAAGAUCUUUUCAAGUUACUUGUAGCUUGUGUGGCGGAAACCACAGAGACCAUCUCUAGAGUCGGGUGCUCUUGUAUCAGAUAUGUACUUGUGACAGCUGGUCCUGUUUUUACUGAAGAAAUGUGGCGUCUGGCAUGUUGUGCCUUAGAGGAUGCUUUUUCAACUACUCUUGAACCAGUGAAGAAUCUGUUGGGCUAUUUCCACAGUGGCUCUGAAAAUCUAAGCAGUGAUGCCUGUGAGGUGAAAAUGGCAGCUCCUUCCCUCUCUCCUAGUGCCGAAGCUGAAUACUGGAGAAUAAGAGCGAUGGCCCAACAAGUGUUCAUGUUGGAUACCCAGUGCUCCCCAAAGACACCCAAUAACAAGGAAGGAUUUGAGCAUGCUCAGUCUUGUGUGCUUAUUAUUGAGCUGCCUCCUGAUAAGAAGUCCAAUGGCCAUUCGCAAAAAAGUAUCCCUUUCAGAACAAUUGUAGUGAGCCUGCUUUCCCACCAAGUGCUGCUGCAGAAUUUGUACGAUAUUUUAUUGGAAGAAUUUGUGAAAGGCCCAUCACAAGCUGAAGAAAAGGUAAUACACCAGUUGCCAGAAACCAAACUCACUGGUUUCCUCAGGUACAUCUCUAUGCAGAACUUGGCGGUCAUCUUUGAUUUACUACUGGACUCCUACCGAACAGCCAGAGAGUUUGAUACAAGGACUGGGCUGAAAUGCUUGCUCAAAAAGGUAUCCGGCAUUGGUGGGGCUGCCAACCUAUACCGCCAGUCAGCCAUGAGCUUCAAUAUCUACUUCCAUGCCCUGAUCUGUGCUAUUGUGACCAAUCAGGAAAAUAUCACUGCAGAGCAGGUGAAGAAAAUCCUUUAUGAAGAUGAUGAAAGGAGCACUGAUUCAUCCCAACAAUGCUCUUCAGAAGAUGAAGACAUUUUUGAGGAGACUGCUCAAGUCAGCCCACCAAGAGGGAAAGAGAAGAGGCAAUGGAGGGCCAGGUUGCCAUCUUUCAGUGUUCAACCUGUGAGCAAUGCAGACUGGGCUUGGCUAAUCAAAAGGCUUCACAAACUCUGCAUGGAGUUAUGUAACAACUACAUUCAGAUGCAUUUGGAUUUGGAAAAUAGUGCUGAUGAGCUCCCUGUCUUUAGAGGAGACCCUUUCUUCAUCCUUCCAUCCUUUCAAUCAGAAACAUCCACACCAUCUACAGGAGGCCUUUCCGGAAAAAACACCCCUUCCGAAGAUGAUAGAAGCCAGAUUAGGGACUCACUCACCGAAAACUUCACUCCUAAGGGAAGUACGGAUAUUCUGCUUCUUCCACCUUUGAGCCCAAAAAUGGAGAAGAAAGAGCAAGGCAGGAAAAAAGAAUGGUGGGAGAGUGCUAGCAACAAAAUUUACACCAUAGCAACAGAUAAAACCAUAUCAAAACUAAUGACGGAAUAUAAAAAAAGAAAACAACAGCAGCAUAACUUGGCUAAUUUCUCCAAGGAGAUGAAAGCUGACAAGAAAGGGGAUCCACUUGGUACAAGAGGGCCAGAUUCACCUCUCCCCCAAAGGCCACAAAAUCUGAUUGAUCAAGGCCAGAUGAGGCAUUCCUUUAGUGCAGGACCAGAGAUUCUUAGGCAAGAAAAGAGGCCACGCUCCGGGUCGACUGCCAGCUCACUCAGUAUAUCAGUCCGGGAUGGGGAGGCACAAAUACAGGCAUGGACCAACAUGGUUCUGACAGUUCUUAAUCAGAUUCAAUCCUUACCAGACCAGAUCUUCAUCGCCCUUCAACCAGCAGUAUUUCCCUGCAUCAGUCAAUUGACUUGCCAUGUGACAGAUAUUCGGGUUCGUCAGGCUCUGAGAGAAUGGCUAGGAAGAGUGGGCAGGGUUUAUGACAUCAUUGUGUAGAAGACUUUAGUUGCCUUAUCAAAGAGAGACUGAAUCUAACAUAUUUCAAGAAACAGAUAUAAAGUGCAUUUGUUGAAAACUUGUCUAUUUUAAAAAAAAAAAGGUAGAACGAUGUACAUCUGCCCGUUUGCUAGUCAGUAAUAACUAGCAGGCUCUAUCCCAUGCUGUUAAAUCUUAAGAGCAUAGUGUGGUCAUACUCAUGACCCUAGAGAAUGUAAAAUAGCAGAAUAUGAUAGUAAGAGCCUUUGUAUUAAAUUUGAAAUAGGUAUUCAGACAUGCUGAUAUUCAGACAGGCUGACAGGCUCAGUAUGUUUGAUGCUGCAUAUUUUCUAAAGAGCAAAAAAAGAAUGUCUCUUUCACAAGGUAGCAAAGAAGAUUGUGGAGCAAGGAAAAUAGCAUGGAAUGGACACAGUCAUAGAAUAGACUUCGUCAAGACUGACCAUUGAGAAUGUAAUGAUUGUGGAGAUGUCUUUAAUAUAGAUUUCUGUUACGUCUUAAAUGAGGCAUCUGAUCCUUAAGUCAUCUAAAUUUAAAACAAUAGUCAUGCCAACGAACAGAGGAGCCCAUUUAUUCUAACCUUUUUAAAAAUCUUGGCAAUGAAAACUAGGUCUCCAAACUUAGGAAGUGAUUAUAUUUCAGUGUGAUUGUAACAGGUUUUCAGACAAAAGUACUUACCAUCUUGGAGGUACUGUAGGGGCCAUGAAUUAUUUCAUAUUGCUAUAAGGUGCCUAUCCAGAAAUUGGUAGACUUGUCCAAUGCUCAGUUGAGAAAUGAAUUUAAGCCUUUUUUCUCAUUUUGAUGCAGACCCAAAACCAAAUAUAUAUUUUCUAUGUUCUGUAAAUUACUUAGUUUUUUCUGGUUCUAUAUCUUUGCUCAUCUCUUCACUGGAUGUUAACAAACACUGUAAAAUGUAUCCCAGAUUUUCUGUUUUCAGGCUUUUCAUUUUGUAUUGCCUGGCUUCCCUGUCAGGACAAAAGAAUCUGAAAAUUAGGCAUAUGAAUAGAAUAUGUAGAGUUAUCAAAUUUUUGCCCUUACAACAAAUCUGUGAAAUAGAUUAUUCUAUUUAGUGACCUUUAUAGUUUUAAGGCCAAGCAGAAAUAUAAUUCACUCAUCAUUUUUUUCUUAAGGCAAGCUGGGUGACAUCCAGAACUGAAUAUAACAAAAUGUAAUAAAAGUUACGCUAAUUAUGGGACAGAUUGAGUCACCACAUCUAUUUAUUUACUAUAUUCAUACAAGAUGUAUAAAUGCUCUCUCUCUCUGUUUUCUUUUUGAGAGUAGAGCAUAACUUUUAAGUAUUAAUUUAUAAUUUAAUAGGCUAGUUACAAUUGAGAAAAGAAUACACAAGGAAGGGAAAAUACACAAGUUUAUAUAAUGUGGCCAUUAUAUAAACUUGUAGAACAGUGUUUCUCAACCUUGACAAUUUUAAGGCAUGUGGACUUCAACUCCCAGAAUUCCACAGCCAGCAAUGCUGGCUGUGGAAUUCUGGGAGUUGAAGUCCACAUGCCUUAAAAUUGUCAAGGUUGAGAAACACUGUUGUAGAAGAAAAAAGAAGAAAAAUUCAGUAUGUAAUUUGUGGGAAGCAGAAGUGAAGCAGAAGCUGGCUGGUAUGGCUGAGAAUUGAAGCAGUACCAGGGUAGAGGUGUCAAUUAGGUGUUAAGCCCAGUAAGGGAACUUGAGACAGGCAGCUGUCACCUCAUCUUGCCUUCAUAAUAGCAUUUGCACCCUGACAACUUCUCACACUGAAAUUGACCAUGGUUGUCUUAACUCUGGAUCUCCAAACACAUAGAAUGGUCAGAGGACAUGAGGGUGUUUUCUGUCCCUCUAGUUGACCAACAGCAGAAUGACUAAAACUCCCUCCACUCAAUUCCUCUGUAAUGAUCAUACAGAAACAUAAAUUCCAAAUCCCCCUGAGAAGUUGUUCUGAUGGGAUCUAUGUGAGGUGAGCUUGAUUGGAAAAAUGCAAAUAAAGCACUAAUGUCCUCUGAUGGUUUCUCGGCCAAUUCAAACAUCAACCCUUUCAUACAUUUAGGAACUACUAUGAGUUGUACAAGUGAAAUCGCUUCUUGUUGCUGACAAUUUUUCCACCAGCUAUUUUAUUCUUUAUAGUUGUGACCGAUGCUUAUCGAUCUUAUUCUGGCUGGUGUGCAAGAGUGAAGAAAGAUAAAUUCUAAAUAUUGGAAACCUUAUGGAUCAAGAUACGAUGAGUUCAGGGGCAGGUAGCAUGGGAAGGCAUGCGAUUUUGUCAGUGAGAAAAACCAACGACCCACAAAGACUUGCAGAGACAGUGAUUAAGCUGCUUUGGAUUCAAAAGCAAGUGGGAAAAGAGCAGGCUGGUCUGGAGCUCAUGCCAGGGGAAUUCAGGACACUGGUGUGAAAAUGCCUAUAGGCAGCGUGUGAGGUGUGAAUCUCAGCUCCACCAGUAAAGGGGAGCUCACCCUUGAACUGCUGCAAAAACUGAACAAAUGGCAGCCAUGUUUCACUGCUCCAAAAAUAAUACGUACUAUGUGAUCCCACACACUUUCCUUGUGUCUUACAUGAAUAUGAUCAAAGCCUGCAUCAGCUUUCCCUCUCUUUGUUAAGUCAUUGUUGGAAUAUGCUCAGAUGAGAGCAGUUGCUCUUGUAUCUGUUAGAGGGCACUAGCAAAAUACUCUGCCUGCUCGCUGGGAUACAGUUGGGAUCAAACUUAUGAGCAGUGCUAUGCAUUGCUUGUUGUGCUAGCCUUCAUUUCCAACCAUGGUCAUUGAACUGAUUGAGUGAAGAGCCUUAAUCAGCCUGCUAUAUGAUGCCUUGUAGCUUGCUUGAACAGUAAACGGUCCUGUUUCCUUUGCUUCCCCAUUUUCUCAUUCAGUUAACAGAAGACUUUGAAUGUACACGUUGUGUCAGCUGCUGCUGAACUCUAGUGAUUGUUUAUUAUGAAUUAUGGAAUUCUUUGUCAGUGCUAUGCCCUGAGAUGAUUGUUUGAUUCUUCUGUUUGUUUGUUCUUACAAGGUUUAAAUAAUGCUGUGUUUCUCUGGUUCUUUGUGAAGAGGGAAUUGUUUUAGGGCAGGGGUAGGCAACCCAAAACACUUAAAGAGCCACUUGGACCCGUUUCCCACCAAAAACAAAACACUGGGAGCCGCAAAACCA